GUUACACCUUGUGAGGGGGCUUUUCUUAUAAUUCUUCUAAUACGCUCUUUUUUCCCUCGUUCAUUUCGCAUACUUUUUGGACAGCGAGUCCCCUGUUUUUCCUCUUACCUACAACAUAAUGGCUGGCGACCAGACGGGCAGAUAUGGCACUGCGCGCUGCGCUGCUCAACCCCAAGGCGACAGAGACAGAAAUGCGCACCAGCCUGCAGAACGCAGACAUGCGGCGGCGGGCAGUUUCUGGGCAAACUCGGCCGCCGCCGCCGUUGCAGCUGUUUCCGUCGCAAACGCACAUGGCAGGCAGCGCAGGCAUCGGUGUCAGGGACGCCGCCCAGCAGCUCGCGCACAUUAUCAGCAGCACCGUCCUUUAAUGGCAUGCCGUAUACGCCGUUGACGGGGCGGACAUAUUCGAUGGACACACCGCAGACCGGGCGGGCGCCGCCGCGGGAGAGCAGCAUGGCGACAAUAGGCGAAUAUAUGCCCCCGCACCUGCAGGCGAUAUCAGAGGCCGGCGAGGCCCCGGGCGAGCGCACUGGGCGGGGCAAAAAGGGCCUGUUUGGCGGAUUCAAGCGCGUCGCGCAGGCAGUGAAGACAGCAGCAGGCAGCUUUGAAGCAGUGCGGCGCGAGCCGCAAUACGACAUGGCGGUAAAUAGUGCGUCAAGCGGGUCAAUGUACGAGCAGCGCACGGACAGUCUGAACCGGUUCGGCACGCCCCUGCACAGUCCUGUGAGCGCCCCGCAGACCGCCACAGCAUAUGGCGCUGAGCGGAUCGAGAGCCCGCGGGUGGCACGCAAAUACUCGCUGUUCCGCAAGGCAUCGGGCCGGGUCUCCAGAAGGUCCAGUGCUGCGUCGACGCGGUCCGGGCGGCGCAGCGGGAUGACGUCGCCGCUGCGCUCCCAAGGCUCAUACGAGACCAACGGGUUGGAGCACCAGACGUCAACUGAAACCAUGGAGAGCGCUGCCGGGCUGUAUCCAAUGCGCAACCGGUCGACGACUUUGCCGCUGGGCGACGGCAGUGCCCCGCAGAGCCCGCCGUCCGCCGUGCAGUGUAGUGUGCCCGAGACUCUGCGCAGACUCGAUGUGCAGAUCACGGGGUCGCCGGUAUUCGACACGUUCCCGCGCACCUGCAACUGUCGAGUCACUGGAACGUGGGGGAGUCGGACUCGGCGCAUGUCAACGCGGCCACCCGUAACCAAUGCCUUUGAGCCGCCCCUCGAGCCCGCCCAGCAGCCGUCCGAGUCGCCGGUUCUGAUUGACUCGCAGUACCACAGCGUGGUGAUGAACGCCGACAAGCUGCAGCAGUACCUGAAGCAG
This is a messenger RNA of Linderina pennispora, 1311 nucleotides long. RefSeq lists its product as uncharacterized. The annotation marks the transcript as partial. The transcript has 2 exons. Lineage: Eukaryota; Fungi; Kickxellomycota; Kickxellomycetes; Kickxellales; Kickxellaceae. The record is from RefSeq and is a predicted model, not a curated record.